UUCAGCGUACAAUAGGCAAUGCAAGAGCGGCGCAUGCUCGGAUCAACCCAGCCAGAGAUUAGACGGACGCAUGCUCCUAGUGACGCUAGCAUUGUGCGCAGGCGCAGAUAGACACUUGUGUUCUUGGCGGACAACUGAACGUGCGCGGAAGAGUUUCGCAUUUAGCUUUAGUUCUGGUAACGCGAGAGUUGGUCUGCGCAUGCACGGUCCUGAACGAUGAAGUUAUGUUUAAGAUGGACCAUGACGCCCCUACUAUCAGACCUCGGAGAAUUCAGAACCAAAAUGUAAUCCAUCGCCUCGAACGUCGGAAAAUCAGUUCCGGAAAGCCUGGUUCGCACUGGCACCAAGUUCGCAUUUUCCAUCAGAAUGUCUUUCCUAACUACACUGUAGUCAAUGUGGAAAAGCCUCCUUGUUUUCUGCGCAAGUUCUCCCCUGAUGGUAGAUACUUUAUUGCCUUUUCCUCAGAUCAAACCUCCUUAGAAAUUUAUGAGUAUCAAGGCUGCCAGGCAGCUGAAGAUCUUUUAAAUGGAUAUGAGGGAGAAAUUUUGGCAAAUUCUAAUGAUCAGCGGUCAGUGAACAUUCGAGGGCGGCUGUUUGAGCGAUUUUUCGUUCUCCUCCAUAUCACUAAUGUGGCUUCUAAUGGGGAGCACUUGAACAGAGAAUGCAGCUUAUUUACUGAUGACUGCCGUUAUGUCAUUGUGGGAUCAGCAGCCUAUCUUCCUGAGGAACCGUAUCCACCUUUUUAUGAAAUUUAUCGUAAUAGUGAAUCUGUCACUCCCAACCCAAGAUCUCCCCUUGAAGACUAUUCCCUUCACAUAAUAGACCUGCACACGGGCAGACUCUGUGACACAAGGACCUUUAAAUGCGAUAAAAUUAUUCUUUCACACAACCAAGGCCUCUACUUGUAUAAAAACAUUCUGGCUAUUCUGUCUGUGCAGCAACAAACCAUUCAUGUUUUUCAGGUGACUGCAGAAGGCACCUUUAUUGAUGUACGGACAAUAGGACGAUUCUGUUAUGAGGACGACCUCUUAAUAUUGUCAGCGGUUUACCCUGAAGUUCAACGGGAAACUCAAACUGGAAUGGCAAACUUAUACAAAGAGCCAUUUAUUAAUUCAUUGAAGCACAGACUUCUGGUUUAUCUAUGGAAGAGAGCAGAGCGUGAUGGAAGUGCAGUGGCCAAAAGGCGAUUUUUCCAGUAUUUUGACCAAUUGAGACAACUUAGAAUGUGGAAAAUGCAACUUCUGGACGAAAGCCACCUAUUUAUUAAGUAUACUAGUGAGGAUGUGGUUACAUUAAGAGUUAACGACCCAUCACAGGUACAGCCAUCCUUCUUUGUGGUAUAUAAUAUGGUCACUACAGAAGUUAUUGCAGUCUUUGAGAACACAUCUAAUGAGCUGCUGGAGCUGUUUGAAAACUUCUGCGACCUGUUCCGGAAUGCUACCCUUCACAGUGAAGCCGUGCAGUUUCCCUGCUCGGCCUCCAGCAACAACUUUGCCAGACAAAUCCAGCGCAGGUUUAAAGAUACUAUUGUGAAUGCCAAGUAUGGAGGCCAUACUGAAGCAGUGAGAAGGCUUUUGAGCCAGCUUCCUAUCAGCGCCCAGUCUUACAGUGGUAGCCCCUACCUUGACCUUUCCCUCUUCAGCUACGAUGACAAGUGGGUUUCUGUUAUGGAGAGACCUAAAACAUGUGGCGAUCAUCCAAUCAGGUUCUAUGCAAGAGAUUCUGGACUUUUAAAGUUUAAAAUCCAAGCUGGCCUUCUCGGACGACCUAUCAACCACACUGUGCGUAGGCUUGUGGCCUUCACGUUUCAUCCAUUUGAACCUUUUGCAAUUUCUGUGCAGAGGACUAAUGCAGAAUAUGUGGUGAACUUUCACAUGAGACACAUCUGUACAUAGAAGGAAUUCAUAGAUGUAACCAGCUGCCUUAAUCUCCUCCAUUUGUUUUUAUACCAAAUCAGAAUGUUCACCUCAAAAUCUCACCAUACAAAUUAUGAAUAAAAUACAGGAUGUCAAAAUCCUAUACACCAAUAUGUUGAAUGUUGGUGACAAAGUUCACCAGAACCUCUUUUUUGCAUUGGGAUCCUCCACAAUAAGGAAAUCUACCUCUUCUACCACUCCAUGAAGUCAUCUUUUGUCUAAUAUGUCAGCAGAAGUGGCUAGAUCACUUUGUUUGACCUUCCAGUGUAUCGCCAAAUAAAAUUAUCUAUUAUUAUAAAUUUAGCCAUUGCGUUACUUAGAGGGGGUUUGCUUAUUUUUCCGUUUUUUGAGCAAUUGCCAAAGAAUUAGAAUAAAUAGAAAUCUGGAAUAUAAAAAGAGGACUCCUUCCUGCUGGGUCCACUCCAUGUUUGGCUCAAAAAUUGCAUUAAACUUUUCCACACAAAACUGUAUGAAAUCCCUCUUAGGGGGGGGCAUCUGAAG
Messenger RNA from Hyla sarda, 2417 nucleotides. It is a transcript of the gene DET1, whose product is annotated as DET1 partner of COP1 E3 ubiquitin ligase. NCBI's taxonomy places the organism in Eukaryota, Metazoa, Chordata, Amphibia, Anura, Hylidae. The record is from RefSeq and is a predicted model, not a curated record. Gene Ontology annotation, molecular function: ubiquitin protein ligase binding; ubiquitin-like ligase-substrate adaptor activity. Bases 225 to 1895 code for a protein of 556 amino acids. The transcript has 5 exons. Gene Ontology annotation, cellular component: cullin-RING ubiquitin ligase complex; nucleus. Gene Ontology annotation, biological process: protein ubiquitination; positive regulation of proteasomal ubiquitin-dependent protein catabolic process.